CCUGACACACUCAAGCCUCCCUGACCCACCUUGAACAUUCACCAUUGCACACUCCCUGGCACAUUUCUUUCACCCUCAGCUUCUCCCACCUCUUCCUGGGUCAUACUGCCAGCCUUUCCCUAACCCCAGGGCUGCAGCCUUUCCCUGUCACUGCUCACCCCCUACCAUGUCCCUGGGACCAUUAAGAUUCCAGGCAGUGGGUGAAGACGAGGAGGAUGAGGAAGCAGAGAGCUUGGACUCUGUGAAGGCGCUGACGGCCAAGCUGCAGCUGCAGACACGGCGGCCCUCAUACCUGGAGUGGACAGCCCGGGUCCAGAGCCAGGCCUGGCGCAGGGCCCAAGCCAGACCCGAGCCAGGGGGACCUGGGGCCAUUUGCGGAUUCGACUCAAUGGACUCUGCCCUUGAGUGGCUCCGACGGGAGCUGCGGGAGAUGCAGGCACAGGACCGGCAGCUGGCAGGGCAGCUGCUUAGGCUGCGGGCCCAGCUGCACCGGCUGAAGGUGGACCAAGUCUGUCACCUGCACCAAGAGCUGCUGAACGAGGCCGAGAUGGAGCUGGAGCUGGAGCCCGGGGCCGGCCUGGCCCUGGCCCCGCCACUGCGGCACCUGGGCCUCACCCGCAUGAACAUCAGUGCCCGGCGCUUCACCCUCUGCUAAGGGAUCCCUGCGUGUCUCCUGUACCA
Messenger RNA from Budorcas taxicolor (takin), 681 nucleotides. It is a transcript of the gene FAM167B, whose product is annotated as family with sequence similarity 167 member B. NCBI's taxonomy places the organism in Eukaryota, Metazoa, Chordata, Mammalia, Artiodactyla, Bovidae. The record is from RefSeq and is a predicted model, not a curated record. The coding region runs from base 167 to 655 and encodes 162 amino acids. The transcript has 2 exons.